Molecule: messenger RNA, 8244 nt
Organism: Branchiostoma floridae (Florida lancelet)
Lineage: Eukaryota; Metazoa; Chordata; Leptocardii; Amphioxiformes; Branchiostomatidae
Product: B-cell CLL/lymphoma 9 protein-like
Exons: 15
Coding region: 156-6140 (1994 amino acids)
Biological process (GO): regulation of DNA-templated transcription
Cellular component (GO): RSF complex
Source: RefSeq, a predicted model, not a curated record
CCAGCGGACCAAUCAGGGGGCGUGUAGCGGGUCACGUGAGGCGAAGUUGACCUACGUGAUCAGCAACCUUCGAUGUUGGCCGUGUCCAGAAUGGCGGAAAUCUCGGCCUUUCGCGCUUCUUUCCCCGCCCUGUCGUGAUACAGCCGCGCCAGAGGAUGCCGAGAGCCCGGAAGAAUGCAGAACUAGAGGCUCGGCAGGACUUGCGAGGAGCCUGGGAGCUAGUCCAAGUCGCCCAGUUCCUCAGGCUGUUCAGACAAAAGCUUGGGUUUGCUGACAUCAACACACAGCGGCUGGAGGCGGAGCUGCGGCAGCGUGACAGCGCCCCCCUGGCCGACACUCUUGCUCGCCUGCUGCGAUACCUCUUCACACGCACCGAUAUCAGGUUGGGCAGUUGGGAGGCUGAUGUGAAGAGAGUUCUGACGGAGACUGGCAGCCAAUGGAAACCCUUCGCUUCUGGCGCAUCAUACGCAGACAUGGACCCCUACCAACGGCUGGUGUUCCUGAAGGGCGUUGCGGACCACGUGUUCGAGCAGAAGGUGGACGAGUUGUCAGAGUAUCUGGACGAGACGUACGACCCUGAAGACAUGAGAGCCGUUCCUAUUGGCCAGGACAGUCUGAAGAACACCUACUGGUACUUCGAUGACUUGCGGCUGUACAAAGAGACAGUCGGAAGGAAGGGGGAGAAGUGGGAGUGUGUCUGCAGCAAUCUUAAGGAGUGGACCUCCUUCGUCAAGAAGUUCCGCAAGUCGUCCCACCCCCAGGAGAAGGAGCUCUACGAGUUUCUGCAUGGCCAGCUACUGCCGCUUAUCCUGGGGCCACUUCAGACACUGGAGGGACUGUCUCAGGACGCUGACAGAAGGAGGUUUGAGACAGCCGAGUUCUUGAGGAGGGAAGAGCAGGAGGUGAACCAAGUCAUCCACCCUGCCAGACAUGAUGGUAACAACAUUACCAGACACCGAGGGCCCCUGACGGUUCCCAGCAGUACUGCAACCUCCACUGCCUCAGUAGCCCCACCAGAAAACAUGGCUGACAUCCAUGUAUCUGAAUCGGAGCAGAACUCGGGCCAAGAUGAGCCCCUUCAAAGGGAAGCAGAUGGAACCAGUUCAAACCAGUUCAGACCUGUUCCCACCCAGGAUGGAACAGGCCCCAAACCGGACAGAACCAGUCCCAAACCAGACAGAACUGGUCCCAGCCACAACGUAACCAGCCCCAACCUGAAUACCACCAGUCCCAACCAGGACAAAACCGGUCCAAACCAGUUUAGAACGGGUUCUGGCCAGUCUCAGGAGGACACAGCCAGUUCUGACUGGUCCAGCUCUGACCUGCCGCCGCUCAAACCCUCAGGAAAGAAGAGGAAACGGGAAACGUCGACGGAUUCGCGAGAUAGCAGCGGGACAGGACAAAGUGACACCAGCAAGGGCGACACAAGAACCCCCGAGUUGAUGGGCCCCCCUCUGGCACCACCCCCCUCCAGCCUGCCCCCUGCAGCUGACGCCCCCCCUCUACAGAACCCCCCUGCGAAGAAACAGCAGCAGUAUGCCUACAUCUUCUCCACGGAGCUGGCAAACAAGGCUGCAGAGGCGGUACUGCAGGGACGUGUGCAGUCCAUCGUGGCGUUCCACAUCGAGCACGUGACUCGGGCGCGACUCAGCCGCAUGCGCCACAGCGAACAGGUGCAGUCCGGUAACCCAUGGCAACAGAUGCAGGCCAGCCAGAUGGGUUAUGGUUCAGACUUGGCACUGAACCCAUCAGCGGGCCCGGGAGGAGCGCCGCCCCAACAGCUACCCUCCAAACCACCCCCACCAUACCCGGGCAGCGCCUCCCUAGAGGCAGGGGGGACGGAGGGCCUGACACCGGAGCAGCUUCGCCAUCGCCAGGAGCGGCUGAUGACCAUCCAGCGCAUGCACAAGCUGCUGUUCCCUGAACAGGCGCAGACGGCGCCCCCUAGUGACUCCCUAGCAGCACAGCAGCAGCUGGACCUGGCCAGCCUACAGGGGCAGCCCCUGGGGCGGGGGAUGCCGGGCGGCCCACCACGACCCGUGGGCCCCGGGGGACUCAACAUGCAGCAGCAGCCCAGCCCGGGCAACCUACCUCCCAAUCAGAUGAUGUCACCGCACGGAAUGAUGACAUCACAAGCAAACAUGAUGACAUCACAGGGUUGGACCGACCCUUCCCAGAGUGCAGCAGCUCACAAGGUGGCCAUGAUGGGGCUGGGGUCGCCGGGGUCAGAGGGCAUGGGUUCGCCGGGUCAGCUGGGCGAUGAUCAGAUGUCGGCUGCGCAGAUCGAGUGGCGACGGCUGGAGGAGAGUUUCUACCGCGAGAAACGGAAACGGAUGCUGGAGCAGCAGAUGAUGCGUGGAGGGCCGUAUGGGGGACAGAGGUACCCUGGUCCGCAACAGUUCUUACCUCAGGACUAUGAUGGCCCCCCAGACUCCCAGGGGGCCUUGCAGACUAUGCAGCCGCCACCACCGUACCAGGACCUGGCGCGGUUAAACCGACAGCAAACUGGCUUCUCUACCUCAUUCAGUGAGCCCUACACACUGCUGCAGUCACAGCCACAGGGGGCGCCGCAGGACAGACAUCCAAUGCUGCAGUCUCAGCCACAGCCACAGGGGGCGCCCCAGGAAAGACAUCCAAUGCUGCAGUCCCAGCCACAGCCACAGGGGGCGCCCCAGGACAGAAAUCCUCUUCUGCAGCCCCAGCCACAGGGGGCACCCCAGGACAGACAUCCAAUGCUGCAGUCCCAACCACAGCCACAGGGGGCGCCACUGGACGGCACCUCCCCCAACUUCAGUAUUAGCCAACAGCUUCAGGAAAGGGCGCGGCUAUCGGCCCAGCGGGAACAGCUUCCGCAGUAUGCAGGUGGGCAGCCAGCCAGACACCCAGCCCGACCACCAUUUAGACACCCAACAGGACACCCAGCUGCACACCCAGGCGGACACCCACAACGCUUCAUGUACCCCAUGCAGGACCGCCCUCGCCCCCAGGUCUCCCCAUCACAACAAUCUGCCAUGCAGAGAUUGAUGAUGUCACAGCAGAGUCUGAUGAUGUCACAGCAGGGACCGAUGACAUCACCAGGUAUGAUGUCACCGGAUGGGUCGGAUGGAGGGCUGCUGAUGGAGUUCCCGCGGCAACGACACCAACCUGGCAGCGAUAUGAUGUCACCCAACUCUGCAGCCAGCCCACAGGGUCAGAUGCCACUGGGGGUCAAGGGGCAGAGUUCAGGGGGAAGUGAAGGCACCCCCCCAGAUAACGGUCGGUCCAGCCAGCAGUCAAACCAGCCUGAAACCAGCCUGCCCUCGAACUCACAACCCAACUCCAGACAGCCUAGCCAGAUGCCCAACCAGCCCACAACCAGCCACCUUCCCAAUGAGCCCACAACCGGCCAACAGCAAUUGUCUACAACAACGCAACCUUCUUCCAACCAGUCUACCACUGCCCAACCCUCAGUGAACCAGCCCUCUACCAGCCAGCAGCUGUCCAACCAGACAGUAUCCAGUCCAGCCGUUACCAGCCAGCCGCCGACCUUUGCCCCCAGCUCCCUGCAACAGCUGGAGCAGCACUUUUCCAAGAGGUUCAUGCCGGGCUUCGACGAGGCGCCGUUCAGUAAAACCACCGCCAUUAGCACCACUAACGCCAUGACCUCCGGCUCCACCACUGUUACCAUGACAACCGCCGCGGUGUCCAGUCGAACCGGGACCUCGGCUUCGGACGGUUCUGUUGCCAUGGCGCCCAAGUUCAAGGCUCCCCCUCCCCCGACUAACGGCGUGAAGCCAUUGGCCAGCGGUGAUAACGACAAUGUCGCGUCUCCACACGCUGCUGCUGAAAACAGAACUGUGUCACCUGCUGGGUCAUCCCCAGCACAGGUCAAAGGACAAGGGUCAGCAGAUUCAAAGCCCAUGUCCCCAGCUGUGAAGUCACCUGCAGUUCCCCAAUCUGCCCAGCAGGGGUCCUCGCCAGCACCGGUGCCCUCCCCCAAACUGAAGCGGCAGCCAUCUCCAGCCCUGGCAAACUCCCCGGCCGUGCAGUCUUUACGCUCCCCCGCGCCGGGCUCGCCAUUCGCUCAGCCGCUUAAGUCGCCCAUGGAGAAAAAGUCGCCAAAGAUUCCACCGCCAUUGAAGUCACCCUCAGAGGUCAAAUCUCCCAUGAUGCCACAGAGGCAGUCGCCAGGACUGAGGUCACCCACAAUGCCUCAGGAAGCAGGCAGUGGUGUUCCGAGCUCUCCUGCUGUGCCCAUCAAAUCCCCCGCUGUCCUCAAGUCUCCCAGCAUGCCUAGCAAUUCUCCCAUGAUGCAGCAGGUCAAGUCGCCCAUGAGGCGGCAGGAGAGUUCCCCAGUGGUUACCAUGGUGAGGCAAGAAAUCCCCAAAACCAUGUUGCCGGAGAGGUCACAGGUCAUCCCCACAACAAUGCGACCUUUGUUGCCAAGGCAACCACAGCAACUGGACACCAUGAGUCAAGGUCAGAGGCUGGCAAUGAUGGCUGGUCAAAGUGCAAUGUUAGGUCAAAGUUCAAUGGGACCACAGAUGUCAGUGGCCUCGUCAGGACAGUUCAGCCAUCAGAUGGGCGGUUUCCCCCGGCAACCAUCACCAGGGCAACGCCAUAUGAUGGGCCGUGCAGCGCAGUACCUGGCCCGUCCGCCAGGUGGCGACCUGGAGAACCAGUCGAGAGGGAACAUUAUGUACUCCCAGUCACAACUGGUUCAGAUGCAGGCACGCUAUAUGGCUGGGCUGAGGCAAGACACCCCCUCACCAGCAAUGGUACCUCCCGGAAUGAGACAGGACACCCCCGCUGCAGCAAUGGUGUCAUCCCAGCCCAGGCCCACCUUUGAACCCCAGACACCUGUGGAAAUUGGACCAAACACGGAGUUCGCCCUGGCUUUCCAGAAACGGGGGCCCCCCUCCCCACCACAGAACAGGUUUCCCAGCCCACAGCACUCCCAGCCCCCACACCCUGGGGAUCCAAGAUACUCCCACCCUGGGGACAUGCAAUUCAGCGAGCCUCAACAAGUAAUGGAUGCAAGAUAUCCUCACCCCGGGGACAGCAGGUUCCCCCACCCUGGGGAGAGAUUUCCCCAACCUGGGGAAAAUAGGAUCCCCCACCCAGGGGACAGCAGGUUUCCCCACCCUGGAGACAGCAGGUUCCCCCACCCAGCAGAAAGGUUCCCCCACCCUAGGGAGGAAAGGUUUUCCCACCCAGGGGACAACAGAUUUCCCCACCCUGGGGAUAACCGGUUUCCACAUCCUGGGGUCAGCAGGUUCCCCCAGCAAGGCAACCAGAGAUACCCCCACCCUGGGGAGAGAUAUCCCCACCCUCACCCCUCCUUAGACAGUAGGUUUCCCCACCCAGGGGAAGGCAGGUAUGGGGAGGAGAGGUACCUGGCCCAGGCGGCCGGGGAUAGCCGGUUUGUGGCACAGCGGAUGGCAGGGAUGCUGCAGGACGGUCUGGAGGAGGCGAGCUUGAUGGACAGGUCAGUAGCACUACAGAACCUGCAGAACAUGCUCGGUCCACCGCGAUCCAUGGCAGAGUCACUUAGCAACAACAUGGAGGCGUUUCCAGGGCAACGACAAAUGGUGGAAGAGAUGAGAUCGCAAGAGGCAGUGCAAAGCAUGUUGGGAAGGAUGAUGCAGUCCCACAAUGCCAUGGGAAAUGCUGCCAUGCAAAAGUCUGGCAUGCCUGCAGGUCUGUCCCAUGGUGCAAUGCAAGGACCAAGAAUGACCACGCCCUACAGCACAGCAGAUGGGGCCAUGGCAGCAGGUCAAGGGUCGGUGGGAGGUCAAAUGUCAGGAGGUCAAAUGUCGCCAGGGGGUUUGAUGUUCAAAGCGCCGGGGCCGAUGGGGGAUGCUGGGAUGGGCGUUCCCGUACAGGACAUUCAGCAGACUAGGAAGGCACAACGGUUCGUGUUGCCAACGGAAACACCAACCAGAACUCUGCAGUAUUUUCCCGCAGGGAAACCUGCCGAGCGGGCGCCGCACCCGGGCAUGAUGCAGCCCGCUAUGAGUGCCCCGAACCUCUCGGCCAAUCAGGAGCCUCAAAAGAGGAUUUCUUUCUCCGAGGAGAACCUGAUGCAAGCUGGGGUCAGAGCAAUGAACCCUGGGUAUCCUGCAAUGAACCAUGGGUACUCAGGCUACCCUGGACAGUAGGACUGAUCCAUUAAGUGGUUGGGGGGGGGGGGUGCAGGGUGAGAAAUGUUGCCAUAUCCAGUGAAAAUAUAGAGAGCAGGACAUGAGAUAUAUUUGUACAUAUGUGUUUUGCAGGGCAUGAUGGGUGAGAUGGCUCUGCUUAUGACCUGUGACCUUUACAGCCCAGAUGUGUACCUUGUUGUACAUUUUGCAUGUACUCUGGCCGUGGUGUGGCUCUGCAGCCCUUCUUCACUGUCCUGUACUGCCAACUGUGAUGUUGUGAUGUACAGACUUGACCUGACCUGUCAUCUGUAUCUUAGUAUACUUUCCGGGGAGCACACUUCACAGGAACACACUUUCUAGAAGAAACACUCAAAACAUACACUACCAAACUUACCAAAUUCAAAACAUUUUUCUAUAUCACAUUUUGUUGGAGAGUGAAUUGAAAUGAAAAACACGUAGAAAAUUUGUAGGAAAACUGCUCAUUAAGGAAAAAACCUGGUCUGAAAAGGAUUCAGAUUACACUUGUAAAGUGAUUGGUCAGGUCAGGUCGGGCUAUGAAUUUGACACAUUUGAUUUUUGGCCUCCUGAAGAUGCAGCUGAAUUCGGAAUUUUCCAGCCACCAGACCUUUUGUAGCAAUGUGAGGGUCCAGUUGAUUCAUAAGUGGGACCGUUUUUGGCGAUGCCACGGGGGCGGAGCCCUUUUGUUGUACGGGUGGUUUUGUUUAAGGUGCCUUUGUACUGACGUUUCAGGCCUCUACGAGGUCCUAUCAACUGUGCCAUAUAUGGAUUGGGAGGGGUAGGUUUGUGGGUAUAUUGUAUGAUGGAAUAUACAUGUAUGUAUCAUUGCCAAAUUCUACUGUAUUCAAUGAGGGGAAAAUCUGUACACUGCCAUAUAAGGGAGCUGUUUGGAGAAGUGAUUAUCAGCAUUUUUAAACCAGUUGGUUCAGUUGUUUCUUUUUUAUUCUUUUUGUUUUGAUCAGUGCCACCAACAUGAUUAAGUCAUGCAAAUUUAUUCCAUGGUUCAUUUUAGAAUAAAAAGUUGCCAAGAGGAAUAAAAGAGCUGGGGGGAAAACUUGCAGCCAACUAGAUUCACCGUACACUCUACCAGUACUGCUGCUUGCUUGUUUUCCCAUGUGAUUUGGUCAUUUGGGAGCCACUGUAGACGCAUGUUUGGGCCACCAUAGGCACAUAUUUGGGCUACCAUAAAUGCAUUUUGGGUCUCUGGCUACAUUUCAAGGUAACCUUAGACAUGUUUUUGGUGCAAAAAAAUUCUUCUACCCUUCUUUACUCCAUCAGUGUUAUUGUCAAGGUCAAAAUUUCGCACAAUGUUUUUUGAAGGUCAGCUGGACAUUCAUAGAUUUUGGGGGUGUUCAAUUGAGGGGGGGUGCUGUCAGUAGCAGACAGGCUAAUUUUCAGUAACUGCAGAUCCCCUUCUGUGGAUUACAUUGAUCAGUGCACCACUUACAUCCAGUCACUGCAUAGUUCCUUCUUUUGUAACUUUGAUCAUAUGGAGUGAAACCAUGAGGGGGGGGGGGGGGCUUUCUUGACAGCAGGGACAAGGGUAGGGAGGUCUAUGCAAUACUUGUGGGUAUCACACCAGAGUGGGCUCACAGCUGAGGGUGUCACACCAGUGUGGGCUCAAUGUUGAGGGUAUCACACCAGUGUGGGCUCACAGCUGAGGGUAUCACACCUGUGGCCUCACAGCUAAGGGUAUCACACCAUAGUUGGCUCGCAGCUGAACGUUUCACACCAUUGUGCAUUCACAGCUGACGGUAUCACACCAUUGUUCUGCAUUGGGGCAGAUAUUUUCUAUUUUUGUCACUUUCUUGAGUUGUAAAUGUUCAUUUUAUCUUUUGUGGUACAGGAGAUGAUUAUGUACAGCGGGGUGGGGGACAGGAAGUUCCCCUAACUAGUACUAAAGUCUGUAGGUCAUGUGUAGGUCUGUAUGUAGAGCUAGCGGAAAAUCUGCAAUAUAUGAUAGGGAACAAGUUGUGUUACAUACAAACUGUUUUCAUGUUGAAAAUGUUCUUGUUUAAAUCCUGUAUAACUUUUGAGAGAAAUACAACAUAUCUUGGAGGAAAUAUGCUCAACUUCAGCAAUAAAAACUCUUUAUAUCACUUCA